AUGGAUUAUUCAAUAUUUUCUAAAUGUGUCUUAACAAUUCACGAUCCCUGGAGUGGAGGGGCCAAUAAAACGUAUCAAAGCAAGGAUCCGCUUGCGAAGUGUAAUACGCAUUAUAUCCCAGCCACCACCCUCCGCGAUGGAAAAAUAUCGAUUACCAAGCCCUGGAAGAAACCGAUCGAUUACUGUGAUAUACGCUGUCCCUUCUACCAUUGGCAAGAGGGGCAUGAUGACCCUGACGCUCCUCCUUCCGACCUACCAACGGAACUUACGAAUCCGCGAUUCAAUGCCCAAGCCAAAAAGAACAAAAAUUUCCGCCCUGAUAUUCACAUCAUCUUGAUCGACUCGUGUUCAUCGACCCUGGCGAGAAGAGCCAUCCCACAAACCCUCACUUUUCUCGAGCAAAAAAUGGGCGGAGUUUUUAUGCACCAUUUGAAUAGAGUGGCUGAUAAUAGCCACCCAAACGGGUUUGCCUUUCUUUUCGGAAAACGCAUCUACGAGUCAUUUCGUGGAUUUCUCGGCGCAUCGGACCUAGCCGCCGAAUGGAGCAUACAAAAGGCUUGCAAAACCUACCUGGAUAACGAAACGAUGAUCAUGCACGAGUAUGCGGCGGAAGGCUAUAAAACAGCCCAUUUACUGGACUGGGGAGACGUCUUCUACUACCCCUAUUGCAAGGGAUACUUGAAGCAGCCGACGGAUCAUCGCUAUGAAGCCCUGAACCGGAUCCUUGGCGUCGACAAGGAGUUCGAGAAGGAGAGGCUGGCAAAUUGUAUGGAAGAGUGGCACGCAUUAUUGAAAUACCAUGGGCAGUUUGCGGCUGGGUACAAAAAUAACCCGAAAUUCGGCCUCUCCUGGCUGGUAUCACUACUUCACGGCAACGCAAACAUGCUCUAUCACACGGACGACUAUUUUUUGAAAUAUUUUCAAGAGCAUGAAAAGACAUUCGACAACUCGUUCGUGUUCUUCAUGGGUGAUCAUGGGCCGAGGAUUGGUCCGACCACCGGCACAGAAAUGGGGCAGCGAGAAGUGAAUAACCCGAUGCUGAUGCUGAUGGUUCCGAAAUUUUUGAGGGAAAACAAGGAGCUGAUGACCAAUCUCAAAGCCCACUCGACGAGUCUGCUAACCCACUUUGACGUCUACGCGACGCUGCAGGACAUCUUAAAGAAUGCUCACGCUACAAACUACACAUCUUUUAAAUAUGAACAGAUUCUGAAUCCAAACCCAAAUAAUGGGACCUCGAUUCUGCGCCCGCGAGGGCCGUUUGAGGACAGGAAUUGCCAAAACGUGCCGGUCACUGGGGAUUACUGUCUAUGUGAAUUUAAUAAAACUGAGAAAAAUUUCGUCCCAAUGGGCAAAUUUGCGGUCGGAUUGAUCAACGAAUAUGUGGAGCAAGAGAUGUUAUCAGAUUUAUGCGCCCCGCUGAGCUUGGGAAAGAUCGAGUCCGUCUCCACUUACAAUCCAGAACGGGCUACACAGCUGUAUGAAAUUACAUUUACCACUGCGCCGAGUAGUGCAAAGUAUAAAGCGCGCAUCCGCAUCGACGACAACGAUCAGUUCAUCGCAUCCGGCCACCCGUCUUCGCCCCCGGAGAGGUGGAGCCUCUACCUCGCCCAGAUGCCGACUUCGCAUCGCUCGUACGAGGGCAAGAAGAAGCCCGCCGAGUUGCCCCUCGUCACGUUCAAGCAGUUCCAGAAGCUGCCCCUCGAUUUGUGGGUGCUGGUCAGGAACGCGCUCACCCCGGCCGACCUGCUGUGCUUGGCCGAUGCCGAUCGGUUCUUUAAGAGCGAGAAAGCGGCCGACAUCCUCAUCACGUUCGAGCAGUUUGUGGAGAUGCCGCAGGACGUCUGGCUGCUUUUGAUGGAGCACUUCAGCCCGAUCGACAUGCUCAACUUGGCGUAUGCCGACGACUUCUUCAAGGGACUCAUCACGGCGUCGCCGAAACGCUGGGCGUCGUUCGUCGAGCAUACGUCGUCGGGCUACGGCGAACUUGAUGCCAAGACUUAUGCCCUGUCGCGCAGCCGGAAACGCUGGGAGGCAGAGCGCAAAUAUCUGCUCGCCUACGGGAAUGAAUACACCUACCCGCGCGAGGUGUUUGGCGACCCGCCAUUUGAGGAUGGGCUCUGCCGUCAUGUUCCGCCUGACGGUAACCGGGAAAUGGCCUCGAUAGAUGACUUGUACAUCCUGAUCAACAACGCCACCUUUGACCAGCUCGGGCUCUGGCGACUGCCCGGCCCCGACAAGUACAUCACCGCCCCCGCCGUUCGCGCCCAUAUUGCCAUGCUGCCGAUCGACGGACCGAAACGUGACCUGUGGCCCCAGAUCGCCGAAAUGCAGCCGAGCUGUGUGACCGUUCACUCCAGCCCCGUCUGUCACGUUGGCGAGAUGCGGUCGGCGAUCAAGGACAUCAUGACUCUAGUUCCGGGCUUGUCAAAGCUGUGGGUCCACUUUGGGCGCGAGAUUGCCGAGAUGGACAGCCUCGUCGAAGUGAAGGCGCCGACGAUCGUGGCCUACUUCUGUAUGAAGAAGCAAGUGGGCACCAAAUAUAGCAGCUACAAGUACGUCCUGGAUACCAAGCUACUCAAGGAUUUCCACCGCAUCGUCGUCCCGGCCUUGAACACGCUCAUCGACCAAUGGGAGAGGCGCGAGCGUGAGAUCGAUUACAUCACCUUCAACGCCCAGGAGUCGCCACAGCCAGGACGCCACUACCGCAUGUGGAACAACUUCGUGGAGUUGCACCGGGUUGAUAUCCUGAUGCUGCCAAAAGAAUUGUGCGAGAAGCGCACGGACCCGAUCCGGCUCUACGACCUCGACAGGCUGGCUUUAAUUCGGCGUGGCCCCGAGAGCCACGAGGGGCUCCUCAUCGGCGUCUACGGGGCCAGCAUCGUGCUCUUGGCCUGUGAUUACAACUUCCGCAGG
Messenger RNA from Mesorhabditis spiculigera, 2913 nucleotides. The record is from the annotation of a GenBank genome assembly. Lineage: Eukaryota; Metazoa; Nematoda; Chromadorea; Rhabditida; Rhabditidae.